Molecule: messenger RNA, 843 nt
Organism: Paraglomus brasilianum
Lineage: Eukaryota; Fungi; Glomeromycota; Glomeromycetes; Paraglomerales; Paraglomeraceae
Source: the annotation of a GenBank genome assembly
CCCAGUUUCAUAGUAGUAGCCUCAAACCUAGCGGGUCAAUUACUUGCCCUGUCUUACGUAAUGGAAAAUACAUUCCUAGGACUUCCUGGUCAGGCAAGACGAUUCUUCGUUACCGCAAGGCUAUUGGCAAACUUGGUCUGGAUAGUAGGAUCAUUGAGGCAUAUAAGCAAACAUAACCAUUCGCAAGAAAUAGCAAAGAAUCUAUUCGGCUUACUAUUAAAGAGACUCACUCAUAUACAAACGGAAUUUGGCGAAGAUUUUAACCUUAAUCAGCUCGGUGAUUUCCAAAGUAGAUUGCAGCGAGCCCAUGACAAUACGACAGUAACAACCAUAACACCAUUAUUCGAUUAUAUUGAAUCGUUCGUGCCUCCAGCAGUAGAUUUUCGGAACCUAUUAAAAAGAUCGGAUGCUGUAAUCAUAGAACCCGCAUACCAGUCAACCACAGAGCAAGUGUUCAAUAGCGAAUUUCCAUUGAGAAUACGCAUUAUAGCAGACGUCUUUAAUGUUGCUGAUACAGGCAGUAUUGGAGUACAGGUGACUUUCCCAGAUCAGAAAGUCAGGCAGUUUUGGCCUCCUUCUUCUCAGUUCGUGCUUAUCAAGCCAUUUUAUUAUCGAUUAAAAACAUCUAUAGAAAUCUCCCAAUCCUCAUGGACCGCAAAAUGUUCGAUCGAAAUAAAAAUAAUUCGAUCGUUCGAGACAGACAUUCCGGACUUGGACGAAUGUAUCUUGCGACAGACUAUCACCAGAGAUGUCGUAUCCACUACUUCCGGUGGCACCAUCGCCUUAUCAAAGAGCAUCUUGUGGGACGAUUCCUUGAGAUUCGGUCAAACUUCCCUUGACAAU